AUGGCUUCCGAAAGCACCAGGAGCACGCCUGAGCUGCUCCCCACAAAGCCAGCUCUCUCAAAAUCCACCUUGGCCGAGGUCACCAAGGCUCUCGAGGUUGGACAUCCCCUCAAGGCCACACACAUGUGCGCCCUCCUGGCCGCCUACCCAACACUCAGCAAGGACACAACGAUAGUUCAUCCCUCUUAUUUUGACAUGUCAUCUCCCUCCACCGACUCAAGGGUCCCUCUCAAACCGCUCCCCUCCAACAAGGUAUUCCUGGCGCCCCUUCAGCACUUUGAUCCCAACCAUUGGUCAGUGGUGAGGAUACAACGAGACGUGGCAUAUAAAACAAUCAUGAGCCGCCACUACGAUCCGAUUCCUUCUCCACAACGCCUCCAGGACGUGGAGCGGGUGAUGAAGCUCUGGGUAAAACUCCAUCACCCUGGCUGGGAUCUGAGAUUGUCAGAAGUUAGCGGUCCCAAAGCUGCUACCUCAGCCCUUAGUGGUCUUUACGCCGUGCUAGGGACUGAUGAGUUUCCGGCCACAUGCAGUUUCGCUCCGACUUGGAAGCCCAAGUCACCGCAGAGCGCUGUCUUGGCGGCCUUAGAGCGGUAUGAGAGGGCCGCUUCGGCUGAUAGCGGAGUGAGUAUGGACGAGGAGGAACCCUCAAAAGCUUCUUCGAGCAGUCAAUCCUCGAAGCGCGGUGACGCGAAGAAGGGCCUUGGCAUUGGCACUGCAAAGCGCACCAAGGGUUCUCUGGUUCGUAAGCUGGGCAAGGAGAAGACUCCCGUUUCUACUCCAAAGAAGGCAUCACCUUUGCUAUCCGAAAAGAAUCUGCCUCCGAAGCCAAAGGUCCCUGGUACUCCCCAAUCCGAGCAGAAGUCACAACUCCCGGACACACCAAAACUGAAAACCCCAAGCACUCCUCUCACCGAACAGAGGCCAACGUUCGACAGUCCGAAGCCGAAACUCCCCGUUACUCCCCAGUCUGAGCUAAAGCAGCAGUCUUCCAACAGCUCAAAACUCAACAUCCUCACUACCAUCAACGACAGCACCAGCACCCUUCCCCCUACGCCAUCAGCCAAGAGACCAAGGUCCGGUUCUCUCUCAGAAAAUCCCCUGGGGAUUUCCGAGGCACCUGUCAAGAAGAGAUGUACCCCCGAAAACCGGGAUACAGGGGGAACCAUCCAGAGCAUCGGUACAUUCCUUCAAGGCCUCUCCUUCCCAUCACCCGAACAGGCCGUGGCAGAUAUGGAGGGUAGCGGCACAGCCAUGAUGGCUGCCAAGUCAAAACUACAGGAGGCGCUAGAGGAGCAAAAGGCAUGCUCUCUGCAGUACGCAGAAAGGUUCGAGACCUAUAACCAGCACAAAAAGGACUGGGAAGUCUUGUCGCAGAAGAUCGCACAGGACACCAAGAGCCUAGAGAACUGGUUCAAGGACAUGCCAGCCAUGAACACCAUGACAUCGGAGCAAUGCUACCAGAUCCGCAAAGCCUUCGAGUCGAACCUGAACCAGCACCGCAAUACCCUAAAGGAGAAGCACGCGAAGAUGCAGAGUUCCCAGAUACUGCUCAAGUCAGCUGAGGAUGUAUGGGACGCCAACAAGGCCAAGGCGGCCAAGCUGGAGAUUGCAUUUACGGAGAAGGAGGCAGAGUAUCGGGAAUUUAUGAAGCUAAAGGAUGUGGCCAAGUUCAUCUCGGAGUUUGGGGAGAAGUUUGGUGCUCUCAAGGCCAAGUGGGAGACUUGA
Molecule: messenger RNA, 1728 nt
Organism: Fusarium falciforme
Lineage: Eukaryota; Fungi; Ascomycota; Sordariomycetes; Hypocreales; Nectriaceae
Exons: 2
Coding region: 1-1728 (575 amino acids)
Source: RefSeq, a predicted model, not a curated record